This is a messenger RNA of Candidozyma duobushaemuli, 2460 nucleotides long. RefSeq names its product mRNA-binding protein (gene PUF3). Gene Ontology annotation, cellular component: cytoplasm. NCBI's taxonomy places the organism in Eukaryota, Fungi, Ascomycota, Pichiomycetes, Serinales, Metschnikowiaceae. Gene Ontology annotation, biological process: nuclear-transcribed mRNA catabolic process, deadenylation-dependent decay. Bases 1 to 2460 code for a protein of 819 amino acids. Gene Ontology annotation, molecular function: mRNA 3'-UTR binding. The record is from RefSeq and is a predicted model, not a curated record. The transcript has a single exon.
AUGUCGUCGGAUACCAUCUGGUCUUCAAAUACGAAUCCGACUGUUUCGCCGACGGGUUCCUCGAUUCGCCUUCUGGAUCAAGUGGAGCCUGAUGUUGCCAAGUUCUUGGCUGGCCCUCCACCUUCAAGUGGACGGAGGUUCUCUUUUGCAGAGACUGGCGAGUUUGAAUCAAACUUGUUUGAUUUCAAGCAGAACUUUCAGCCCUCCUAUGCGGCUUCUACUGGUGGGCCUCAUGCUCCCAAUGUCUCGAAUGUGCAGAAUGCGCCACAGACGACAGGGAACGGCAACUCCAACUUCAACAACCAAGCCAUCCAGCUUGGGACGGCCUCCAUCAGUGGAGGCAUUGCAAGCAGGCAUCCACCAAAAGAGAGUUUUUUGAACAAAUUUGCUUCUGUUGCCGACGCCACUCGUGACAUCGAGUUGUCCAACGGCUUGGGCUCGUUGUCCUUGGAAGGCAGCCAAAGAAGGACAAGCUUCAACAACGAUCAUGUCAAUCCUUUGAUGUCUUCGCCUCAUGGCUCUCUUAGCGAGAAUUUGAAUAUCCCAGCUUCGAGAACCUCGAGACAGCAGUCUAUCAGUGAAAAGAUCGACAAUUACAAUAACAGCUCACCCAUCCAGAACAGUGCAGCGUUGUCGAUUUCUUCAGACUUGAACGCAGGCUCCCAACUGGGCCUCGACCACUCUAAAGCACCUCAAAAUGGGCCCAGCUUCUGGAACCCGGCUGCUGCCACCUCAUUCACACCGGCUUUUGCUCAAAACAACUUCCUUGAGAACUCCGCUUUUGCAAACGGAAACUUGAACAAUUAUCCGUAUAACCGUGGCAACAUGCCCGCAAUGCCCCCAAUCAGCCCACCUCCCUUCAUGAUGGCCAAUCCGGCUCAGUUCGCAGAGGGUGGCAUGUACGGCUUUAUGGGAUACCAAGGUGUUCCACAACCAGGUGAGAGCACUGAGCAAGGCACCGAGAAGCAAAAUUCUGAUGAAGACAACUCGGCAGAUGAGAAGAAAAUGUCUGGUGCUACUUCAUCCAAGACCCUGCCUCCUAAAACAGGUGCUAUUCCCGGUGUUGGCUUAAUGAAUCGUCCGGUGCACCCAGGAUUUGUGUUCAAUCCGUUCAAUCCUUACGCAAUGUACCCACAAACCCCACCAGCUGGUUCUCCGCCGAACGCUCCCAUGGAGAAUAUGCCUGGUGUUGUUCCGCAAGCGAUGCUGCCUGCAGCUUUUGAGGUUGGUAUGAUGCAACCGCCACCUCCACCUCCAAGCGCACCACUGUCUUCCCAAGAAGGAAGAAAUUCUGCUCCAUCAGGUGGCAAGAGAGGCAAGGCUGGUAAAGCCAAUGCGGGCCACGGCAAGGGCGGUAAUCAUAUUUACAGGUCGCCUUUACUAGAGGAGGUGCGCUCGAAUUCGAAGAACAAGGACUAUUCCUUGAAGGAUAUAUAUGGUCAUGCUGUGGAGUUCACAAUGGACCAGCAUGGCUCUAGAUUCAUCCAGCAAAAAUUGCCCCAUGCAAGCGAAGAAGAGACGGAGGUUAUCUUCAACGAAAUACGUGAGAUUUCCUACGACUUGAUGACAGACGUUUUCGGAAACUAUGUGAUACAAAAGUACUUCGAGCAUGGAUCAGAUGUACAGAAGAAUGUGCUUCUUGAGUGCAUGAAGAACAAGACCUACGAAUUGUCGUUACAAAUGUACGGCUGUCGUGUUGUUCAACGUGCUCUUGAAGCAAUCUCAUUGAACGGACAGAUUCAAAUCGUCGAAGAAUUGAGAGAUCACGUACUUGUUUGUGCCAAGGAUCAAAACGGUAAUCAUGUUAUCCAGAAAUCGAUUGAGCGGAUUCCAUUUAACUACAUCAGGUUCAUCUUGGACAGUUUAAGCGACCAUAUCUACCAUUUGUCAACUCAUCCUUAUGGAUGCAGAGUGAUUCAAAGGUUACUUGAGCACUCCGAGGUCACUGAUCAGGAAAAGAUUUUAGCUGAAUUAAACAAGUUCAUCUUCUACCUUAUCCAAGAUCAAUAUGGAAACUACGUGAUUCAGCAUAUUCUCGAACGUGGUGAUAAUGAAGACAGAGAGAGGAUCCUUGACGUUGCCCUUGGUUCCAUCGUGAAUUUCUCGAAACACAAGUUUGCCUCCAACGUCAUCGAGAAGUGUAUAAAGCAUGGUACGAUCGAACAGCGCAAGAGAAUUCUUCAUGAGGUUAUGCUUGGUAACGAGGAUCUUUCCAAAGAGUCUGUUGAGGACGAUUCGCCCCUUGCGUUGAUGAUGAAGGAUCAAUAUGCAAAUUACGUGAUUCAAAAAUUGGUGGAAGGGUUUGAUGCCAAGAGUCAAGAGAAGAAAAAUUUGGUUGUGAAGUUACGACAGUACUUGAAACAGAUUUCCAUGAGGAACAACUACGGCAAACACCUUGCCUCCGUUGAGAAGAUGAUCAUUGUUGCUGAGACUGCUCUUGUUGAAGCCGAUCGUAAUUAG